AUGAACUAUAAUGAUGCCGUCGAAUUUAAGAUGACGAAUGCGGUUUGUAAUAGCCUCAAUAAAUCAUGGGUUGUCAUACAUGAAUGUCGCCUACGGGCUAUUAACCGGCAUAAAAUAACUUUGAAUUUUAAUGGAACUUUUCUUCAUCCUGCGAACCAUAUGUCAGUUCGACUUGAAAUGUUUCAGAAGGCUAAUGGGUACAAGCCAUGGUUGUUUAAUACAUCUGUUGAUGUAUGCCGUUAUGUAAGAAAGCCAUUUAAUCCAUUUGUAAUUAUGAUUGUUAACCUUUUAAUGGAAUUUACCAACUUUAACCACACAUGUCCCUUCGUGGGUCCACAAAUCGUUAAGGGAUUUUAUCUCAGAUCAAAUCUUUUCCCGCUUGCGAUGCCAACAGGUGAUUACUUAUUGGCAUUAACUUGGUCCUUCUAUGCGAAGCCACAAUUCCUAACAAAUGUAUACUUUGUCUUUAAAGAGGAUUUGUAA
Molecule: messenger RNA, 483 nt
Organism: Drosophila grimshawi
Lineage: Eukaryota; Metazoa; Arthropoda; Insecta; Diptera; Drosophilidae
Exons: 3
Coding region: 1-483 (160 amino acids)
Source: RefSeq, a predicted model, not a curated record